AUGAACUCCUCAGUAAAUGAACCGAGCUGCUCAAGUCAGCUAAAUUCUACAGCAGGAAAGGUCGGGCAGACCUUUGCUUACUGCUUAUUACUUGUCUUUUCUUUGGCCGGGAAUUCCUCCCUUGGAAUAAUUGCGUACAGAACACAAGCCAUGAGGAAACCGAUAAAUUAUUUCGUUACAAACAUGGCUAUGUCCGACUUGCUGUAUUCAAUUUUCCUGUUUCCAAGCAAUACAGCCCUGUUAUACACGGAACGGUCCUGGCUUGUUGGUGGUGGCUUCGGUCAAGCGUUGUGUAAAUUUUCUCCUUUCCUAUCCGACACGUCCACCAUUGUUUCCAUUCAGAGUCUGGUUCUGAUAGCAGUGGAUCGAUUAGGAGCUGUGUUCUUUCCCCUCCGUUCUCCACUCAUCACGCCAAGACUGUGUCCCUUCUUCAUUCUCGCCACAUGGGUUAUUGCCAUGGCUUAUCGCUCACCAUAUUUAUUUGUUUACAAACUGGUAGAAUACCAAGCGAAGCUAACUUGUAAAAUGCUUUGGAAAGAGACUUUUGGAGACUCGUUAUCGCUUGCAAACUACUUCCUGGCAGGACUCAUUGUAUUCAUUUACCUGCCAAUCGUCUUGCUGGCGAUGCUGUACUCCAACAUUCUUCUCAAACUGGGAUCACAAGUGCAUCCAGGUGAGCAGUCGACCAACGCUGAGGAAAAACGCACGAGAAGAAACGAAAGCGUACUAAAGAUGGCCAUUGCUAUUGUUUUAGGUUUCGUGAUAUGCUGGGUACCUUUCACUGUCACUUUGUUGCUUCAUAUGUUUGUAUGGGACUUUUCAGUUCCUUGUAGCGCAGUAGACUACGUAACAUUCACAUUUUUUUUAGCCUACACAAAUUGUGUUAUAAAUCCUCUUAUCUGCUUCACUUUUAGUAGCAACUAUCGUCAAGGUCUGAAAAGACUCAUCCACUGUUUUAGCAGUGCUGCAGUGUUUCCAGCUUAA
Molecule: messenger RNA, 984 nt
Organism: Porites lobata
Lineage: Eukaryota; Metazoa; Cnidaria; Anthozoa; Scleractinia; Poritidae
Source: the annotation of a GenBank genome assembly